Aspergillus mulundensis is the source of this 1158-nucleotide messenger RNA. RefSeq lists its product as uncharacterized. The record is from RefSeq and is a predicted model, not a curated record. Lineage: Eukaryota; Fungi; Ascomycota; Eurotiomycetes; Eurotiales; Aspergillaceae. The transcript has 7 exons. Bases 1 to 1158 code for a protein of 385 amino acids.
AUGGCCGGGACUCAGGGAGCAGAUUUUCCAGGCGCAGUUCCUGUCCCCGAAGGAGAGACAUAUAAUCCUGACUUCUCACACCCGUGGCUAUACGAAGAAAGUCGGGCGAUUGUUAUUGCCGGAUUGAUAUUCUCUACGCUUUCACUGGCGCUGCGGGUGUAUACUAAGGCUACACUGCUUCAUAAGUUUGGAUGGGAUGAUGUGUCGAUGAUUGGGGCUUGGCUCUUCGCCAUUGCAACACAAGCCCUCUGUCUAUACGGCUACGCCCACGGCGGAAUCGGCCUGCACAUCUGGAACAUCACACCGCAAAUGUUCCUCGACUUUCAAAAGGGCAUCUUCGCCGCAGGCAUCGUCUACGUCCCCUCCCUCGCCCUCGCCAAAGCCUCCCUAAUAAUCCUCUACUACCGAAUCGUCGGCCAACAGCGACUCUACCGGUACGCCCUGUACUUUAUCGCAGCGGUCGUGAUCGGUUACAGCAUCGCCAUAACAUUCGCGCUGAUCUUCGCGUGCCGGCCGAUCGCGAAGGCAUGGAACGGGGCACUGCACGGGACAUGCGUCGAUCAGAACGGGCUGUAUGCCGCGACCGCGGUCACGAAUACCGUUACGGAUGUGGCGCUUAUAGUUGUGGCGAUUCCUGUCGUUUGGAGCCUGCAUAUGCCGACGAUUCAGAAGAUCGGGCUGUUUUUUAUGUUUGUUGUUGGUUGCGCGACUGUGAUUACGAGUAUCAUCCGCCUGGUAACACUCUUCCCAUUCCUCAAGAGCAACGACAAGACAUACCGCGUCGCCUGGACAGAUCUGUGGAUCAACGUCGAAGCAAACUUCAUCAUCAUCUGCGCCUGCCUCCCGUUCCUCCGGCACUUCCUGCGCCGGUACGCACCGAAGCUAAUUGGCGAGGGGUCCUCAGCGGGUCGGUACUUCAAGAGCUACAAUGCCGGCGGCGUGAGCACGACGCGAUCGUGGCGGCGGCGGCCCGAGCAUACAGUGCUGCAGGAUGAAAUCGAACUUGCGGAGGGUGGCGGUUCUGCGACUGGGUCUGCGGUUAGGAUUAUGAAGGAGGUGCAGUGGGAUGUUACGGAGGAGAGGCGCGAGGGGCCACAGAGGGAGUUGGGGGAGUUGGGGGAGGAGAGGAGGCAGGCGGUGCCGGGGAUGCAUGUGUGA